Ceratina calcarata is the source of this 3032-nucleotide messenger RNA. RefSeq names its product tubulin alpha chain. Gene Ontology annotation, biological process: microtubule-based process. The record is from RefSeq and is a predicted model, not a curated record. The transcript has 3 exons. Gene Ontology annotation, molecular function: structural constituent of cytoskeleton; GTP binding. Gene Ontology annotation, cellular component: microtubule. Bases 1343 to 2842 code for a protein of 499 amino acids. NCBI's taxonomy places the organism in Eukaryota, Metazoa, Arthropoda, Insecta, Hymenoptera, Apidae.
CANCGAGACAAGAGCGCUCUUGUAGAAGCAUACAAGUUGAUUUUAUAUUAUAAUUAAUUUAUUACUUUUUAUAGUCUCGAUUUGCAUGCAACCUAUUUUGCUACUACCUUAUUCUGAAAAUAAAAACUAAUCCCACUAUCUAACAGUCUCCAUUUACUCAUUUCUAUUUUAAGAACUCACGUAAUAUUUACUAUCCUCGACGUCAUUUUGUUUAACAUCCGCAACUUGAGUUAACUAUCGUUAGAAAGGAACCAAACGGAACUACUUUUUAAAUCGUACUUUUAUUUCUUCUUCAAAAAUCGGAAUUCUUAUAACGAAAACUCUACAAAAUGCUAGUCCUUUCGGUUUUUAAGUGAUUCGUAUAACAAUUAGGAGUCAAUUAAAUGAAAAAACAAAAAUUGUACGACGAGGAUGGGAUUCGAACCCACGCGUGCAGAGCACAUUGGAUUAGCAGUCCAACGCCUUAACCUCUCGGCCACCUCGUCCGCAUGUUACCCUUCAAAAAAUGUCACCUGAACAGGGGUGAUUGCACCCUCCCCAUUAAAUUUAUAUUUUACUUAAGAAUAGCAGCUAAUAUAGUAUGAAAUCUUACAAUAGUACUAAUGUACGAUGAUUGCAAACGAUUUAACAAAUUUUGUAUACAAAUUAAUUCGCUUAAAACAGAUAUUCAUUUUUGUAAAAACCACUUCGAAGGUGAAGCAUUUAAUUAUACCCACUGUUAUGUUUCUUCAAACAUAUUACAAUGUAUCUGACUAUAAGUUAGGGCUGCGAUACAGAAGACAGGAAUGAAAUACUAAAAAAUGCAGUAAUUGCAAUAAAUUUGAAGAACUUAAAAUAUUUUAGACACGUGUAUGUAAAUUAUUUAUGUUAUAUUCGAUGUAUGACUGCAAAGUUGAAAGCAAAUAAUAUGUGUACAAUUUUAAAAAGAAAUGUGUUUUAUUAUUAUCGUACCCUGGACCUUCGAUCAUUUUCAAUUGGGACACUGAGUAUUUUAUUAUAAGAAAUAUUGUUCCUUAGCAACGAAAACAAAAUUUUGUAACAGAACGCAACGUUUAUUCAGUUGAAUCUGGACGUUCAUCCUAGAAGCAUUCAUCUCACCUUCCUUCCCUACCGAAAUAUCAGAAAUUCGCCAAAAUGGUAAUUAUUCCUUGAAUAUUCCUUUAAUUCCUAAUCCCUGCAGUCAAUUGCAAGCUUCGUUGCAAGCGUCAAUUAUAAAUUGUAACGGAAGAAUCUAAAAUUAUGCAAGAAGAUCGAUCAGUGUCGAUCAAGAGAUGAAAUAAGGCUUUAUUAAAUUUUCAAGCGUGAAGUACUGUCUGUCCAUAUCGGCCAAGGCGGCGUACAAAUGGGCAAUGCCUGUUGGGAAUUGUAUUGCCUAGAACAUGGGAUACAACCCGAUGGCAUGCUUCCGCCUUCCUGUUGUACGAACGACGAUGGCUUUCAAACUUUCUUCAGUGAAACAGGCGGCGGAAAAUACGUUCCGCGUGCGGUACUCCUGGAUCUCGAGCCCACAGUCAUAGACGAAGUUCGAACAGGAACUUACCACCAACUGUUUCACCCCGAGCAAUUAAUUUCCGGCAAAGAAGAUGCGGCGAACAACUACGCGCGAGGUCAUUACACGCUGGGAAAAGAAAUAAUCGAAUUGGUGCUCGACAGAAUUCGAAAAAUCGCAGAUCAGUGCUGCGGCCUCCAAGGCUUCCUGAUCUUCCACGCGUUCGGUGGUGGCACCGGUUCAGGGUUCACCAGUCUACUGAUGGAACGACUGUCCAUGGACUACGGCAAGAAGGCUAAGCUGGAAUUCGCGAUUUAUCCUUCACCACAAAUUUCCACCGCGGUGGUGGAACCCUAUAAUGCGAUUUUGACUACGCAUACGACACUGGAACAUUCAGAUUGUGCGUUCCUCGUUGACAACGAGGCGAUUUACGAUAUCUGCAGGAGAAACUUGGACAUCGAAAGGCCGACGUACACCAAUUUAAACAGAUUAAUCGGUCAAAUAGUGUCUUCUAUAACAGCCUCGUUGAGGUUCGACGGAGCGUUGAACGUCGACCUGACGGAGUUCCAGACGAAUCUAGUUCCCUAUCCAAGGAUUCACUUCCCUCUGGUCACAUAUGCACCCAUCGUUUCCAUCGAGAAAGCCUAUCACGAACAACUGACCGUGAUGGAAUUAACGUCAUCCUGCUUCGAACCGGCGAUGCAAAUGGUCAAAUGCAAUCCUCAGAGGGGCAAGUACAUGGCUUGCUGCAUGUUAUACAGAGGCGACGUAGUACCCAAAGAUGUGAACGCGUCGAUUGCUAGCAUCAAGACGAAGAGGGCUAUACAGUUCGUCGAUUGGUGCCCCACCGGAUUUAAAGUGGGUAUCAAUUACCAACCACCGACAGUGGUACCCGGCGGUGACCUUGCCAAAGUGCAACGCGCCAUGGCUAUGCUGGCGAACACAACUGCUAUCGCCGAAGCGUGGACGAGACUGAACAGAAAAUUCGAUCUGAUGUAUGGAAAGAGGGCAUUUGUUCACUGGUUAGUCGUCGGCAAUGAAAAAUAUGAACAGCUUUUAGAAAUUGUUAGAAUUAGAAGAAACCGUGUCUCUAAAAAUAUAGGUACGUGGCGGAGAGUAUGGACGAGAGUGAAUUUAACGAAGCCAGAGAGGAUCUCGCAGCGUUGGAGAAAGAUUACGAAGAAGUUGGUAUGGACUCGACGGACGCAGGCGAGGGUGAAGAUGAAAAUUAACCGAACACCAAUUUCCUGUGACGGUACUCGGCCCCGUCACGGGAACUUUUUAGGGGAACGGACAAAUUCAUCUAUUUUGUACAAAGUAUACAUUGUUUUUGUGAAUUUUGUUUGUACCUGAUCUGUACAUUGUUUUAAUAGGUAGUUUUAAUUUUGUAAUGAUGUAUAUUUGUAUAUCCAUAUUUGUAAACUUUUAUAUUGUAAAUAAAAGUUUACUGUUUUUAAUUCCUGUCUUCCCGGAUUUGAUCGAGGGUUUCAGCGGGGGAACUUUUAUAACGAUUCGACGAUCGAAGGGGGAAUGAGGAUGAAAA